AUGGCAUUAAUAAUAGAUGAACAAGAAGAACAAUUGCACGAUUAUUCAUUAAUACAAAUUGAUGAACCUGAGCAAAUUGAUGUUCCUAUUGAAACAAUACCACCACCGCCAAAACAUCCAGUAAACGAACCAACACCAAAUACAAAAACGAAAUCAAAUGAUUCAUCGGGCAUAAAACAUACAGUAUUGAAAGAUGUAACUAACGGUGAAGCAUCAACUGCACCAGUUAAAAGCAGAAAACGAAAAGUUGCAUCAUUACCAGAAGCAAAAAAAGUAUCAUCACGUCUAGCAGCUAAAAGAAGUCGAAAGGGCGUUUCUUCUUUUUAA
Messenger RNA from Rotaria socialis, 327 nucleotides. The record is from the annotation of a GenBank genome assembly. NCBI's taxonomy places the organism in Eukaryota, Metazoa, Rotifera, Eurotatoria, Philodinida, Philodinidae.